AUGUCCCAGUAUGCCCAGGGAAAGUACAGGUUUACCACAGGAAAGAAGCCAGGGGCUAAGAAGUGGAAGGCUGCCAUGCAGCUCAUCAACUCCUGUCCACUGACUCCUGUGUACAACCUAUCAGUGCGCAAGUACAAUAUUUUCGGGAACAAAAUUCCCUGCAGAUGUGGAUAUCAUAAGUCGAUUAUGCAGAAGUCGGAGAUGAUGAAGAAGCAUGCUGGUCAUGUGCCUACAGAGGCUCAAGUCCUGGCAAACAUCAGCUCCAGUGAAAUGACCAGGCACUGUAAGAGGAGGGGGGUUGAGGAAACGCGGAGGCUGAUCCAGGGUUUGCUGAAGUCCAUGUGGGAACUGACCGACACCACAGGUUUGCAACUGAUCAACCCUGAGAGCAUGAAACAUGUGUGGGAGGUGCAGCAGAAGCAUGUGGCAUGCAUCCAAGAUCCUCCUGGGGUUGAACUGUACACCAGAGUUCGCUCUGGGUUGCAGAAGGGGGACAUGAUCCUGGAUGUCUUCAGAUGUGGCAGGGGGUCAUCUUCUGUGGAAAGUUUCCAUCGCUACCAGUGCACCUUUAUCCCGGGCUGCAGGUCCAACACUAUGCACACUCAGAUGUACAUGCUUGAGGGUGGUUCCAGAUGGAACACUAACCGAGCCCAUGCAGCUGUCGGUGUGAUUGGUGCAUCGCAUGCUAAACUCUUUGAUGUCCGCCUGAUGUAGAGCAUUAAUGACCUCAGCAGAAGUGUCCUUGGUCAGCCACUUUUGCCAGAAUUUAUUCCCCCUGGGAGACCCAUGUAAUGGGAAUUUUUACAUUUGUGAAUGUUUAAUUGCAUUAGCAGAUAUGUAUGUGGAGGACUUACCAAAUGGUUCAACAAAUUGUUUAUCUGAAAGGGCAACUUUAAGGUUUACGAUGGUGGCUUAAGAGACUUGAGUUUUAUGGCUUCUCAUGGUAUCUCUGAUUGGGGUCAAACAACUGGGGUCUCACGGGGGGGGGGGUCA
Messenger RNA from Paralichthys olivaceus (Japanese flounder), 993 nucleotides. RefSeq lists its product as uncharacterized. Lineage: Eukaryota; Metazoa; Chordata; Actinopteri; Pleuronectiformes; Paralichthyidae. The record is from RefSeq and is a predicted model, not a curated record.